This is a messenger RNA of Paraglomus brasilianum, 576 nucleotides long. The record is from the annotation of a GenBank genome assembly. Lineage: Eukaryota; Fungi; Glomeromycota; Glomeromycetes; Paraglomerales; Paraglomeraceae.
AUGGCUUCUUCAAGCAAAGACACUUUGAAUCCACCAGCCGACGAGUUAACAGACUUUUUCCUCUACUUGGAAAACCACACGCAUGAGGGGAAGUCUAACACGGAGCUGAACGACGACAGGAAACGCUCUCGCGACGCAUACUUUGAGCGCUGGCUCGGCCACGCUCUCGCGAAUGACACCGCCAAUGCAACACUAUUUCGAGAAAAAUACGACAAGAGCGAUCGAACUGGACAAAAGCGUAAAGCGGAGAACCUGGAUGUCGUGACAGCCAAGAAAGCCUUCACUGACGAAUUUGUGGACGUCAAUGGGGUCAUGAACGAAUUCGAACAGCAUAUCAAAUACUGCUUAGAUACUUGCAACAAGGAUCCGGUAUAUGCUCCCUACUUCGCUCUGAUUCAGAGUUCGGGUUAUGGUAAAUCACGGUUGAUUGCUGAGUUGGCUCAAAACACAUACGUCAUCUACAUAUGCUUGCAUUCAAGUGAUGCCCAUGGAUAUCCUCUUCGCACCAGUGUUGCAGAUGACCUCUUGUUAACUCUUACUACUUUGCAACGUAAGGAAGGUGCCCUUGCUGCUAUU